Episyrphus balteatus (marmalade hoverfly) is the source of this 1373-nucleotide messenger RNA. RefSeq lists its product as uncharacterized. NCBI's taxonomy places the organism in Eukaryota, Metazoa, Arthropoda, Insecta, Diptera, Syrphidae. Bases 72 to 1349 code for a protein of 425 amino acids. The record is from RefSeq and is a predicted model, not a curated record. The transcript is spliced from 2 exons.
CGUAAGGUAUCUCAAUUUAGAUAAGUCCAUGUAAGUUUUAGUCCAAGUUUUUGUGUUUCCUCGUACAAAUCAUGCCAGAGUGUCGGAAUUUAACAAAAAUUGAAACCAUAGAUGAGUCUCAACAGGCUCCAGAAUGGCUAACCCAGGAUUUCCUCACGAAAAAGCUAAGAAUCUACUACAAGGACCCAAGUUUACAAAUUUUGUCAAUGAGUGUAGCUCCGGCGACAGGAAAAGGAGAGAACUAUGCAAGUAUCAUGAAUCGAGUCUCGCUUCAAUAUAUAAUUGGAGGUGAUCGUUCACCAAGAUCAGGCUCGUACGUUGUCAAGAGUUCCUUCGAGGGAGAUGAAUUCGCAACAGAGAAAAUCAGUCCAUAUGAUAUCUACAACAGGGAAAUGGAAAUCUACGAGAAGAUUAUUCCCAAGCUGAAUGCUUUGCUGGAAGAAAUCGGUGAUAAAGAUAAGAUGUUUCCAGAAACCAUAUCCGUUGAAUACGAUCGUUCGGCAAUGAUUUUUGAGGAUCUCACACAACGCGGCUAUAUCAUGUGUGACAGGCUUAAAGGCUUGGAUAUGGAUCACGCAAAGAUGUGCCUGAGAAAACUGGCCAAAAUGCAUGCUACUUCAGCAGUUUUGAAUGAACGUGAACCGGGAACUUUUAAGACUUACGAUCGUGGGUUAUUUAACCGGCAUACAGAUAAUUUUAGCCCGUUUUUUGUAGGAAUUCUUGAUGCUUGUGGAAGAAUGGUCAGUAAGUUAGAGGGUUUUAAAAAAUAUGGUGAAAAAUUACUUGCUCUCAAACCUAAACUGAUGGAAUAUGGAAAACAAGUCUUUGAUCCUGUUGAUGGGCAUGUAAAUGUCUUGGCUCAUGGUGAUUUCUGGGUAAACAAUGUUAUGUUCAACGAAGGACCAAACCAGCGACCGAAUGAUGUAAUUCUGAUAGAUUUCCAGUACAGUUGCUGGGGUUCACCUGCAAUUGAUUUACAUUAUUUUUUUAAUACAUCAUUAAUGGAGGAUAUGCGAUUACAUCAGCAAGAUGAACUCUUCCAAUAUUACUAUAAUAUCUUCACUGGUAUUUUGAAAGCUCUCAAGUUUCAAGCUAAAAUUCCAAGCUUACAUCAGUUUUUGCUCCAUAUGUCUGAAAAGGAGUUCUAUGCUGUCACAUCAGGAUGUUUAGUGCAAGCCGUUAUGAUCAACGAACAAACUGAAGAUGCUGAUUUUCAUUCAUUGAUGGGCGAGGAUGAACGAGCUUUGAAUUUUAAAAAUACAAUUUUCAAAAAUGAAAAAGUCCAAAAGAAUCUCAAGAGGCUACUACCGAAAUUUGAUCGUAAAGGUUUACUGGACCAUAGGGAUUAAGGAUUGAGGAAUCACUGAAAUAAA